AUGCUCAAGAAUAAAGCCUUGACGGCGGGCCUCGCGGCGUUCGUGGUGACUGGAACAGCUGGCACUGCUUUCUACUACAUCAAGAGCAAGGACGCCAGGCGGAAGCGAAGAGCGAGGAAAUCACACAGUGGUGCCAGAACGGACGUGGUCGUCAUUUCUGGAGCAGUGGCAAAUCCUCUGACGGCGGCACUGUAUCUCGACUUGGAGAGGCGAGGAUUCGUGGUCUAUGUACUCUGCCCCACAGCCGAAGACGAGCAUUUCGUUCGAUCACAGUCUCGGGUGGACUUGCUACCACUGCCCUUGGACGUCCUCGAUCCAUUCAAAGCUCAGACUCAGCUCGCGCGAUUUCAGGACUUGCUGGAACGAGACCAUCGUGCAUUCGACCAUGCCGAAUCGCACAGAUUGAGGUUCAUGGGUCUCGUGCUUGUCCCCGACACUCAAGUCGCUCCCAUGCGAGUAGAAGACACAAGCUCCGAAGAGUGGAGUAUGGUGCUCAACGCAAAGGUCCUCAAUACCGUAGCAACGACACAACUCCUCCUACCGGCAGUCACACGGCACAAAGCUCGGGUUCUGCUCCUCACACAGUCCGUGGCGCCGUCAUUACGGCUAGCGUCGCACUCCAUGGAAAGUGCCGUAUACGGAGCGCUGCAAGGCUUCGCAGCGUCUCUUGCGGCAGAGCUGAAGGAGGAUGAUAUUCCUCUCACUCACAUCAAAAUUGGCAGCAUGGACAUCCCCGCGAUCUCCGCUAAGCAACGGCGAGAAGGUGUUCCAGCUCCUCGGUUGAAGCCGACUCCGUUGAGAGCACUGCACGAUUCUGUUUUCGACACGCUUGUAGCGAAGUCGCCGUCACGCACAUUGCAUGUCGGACGUGGAAGCCUCACCUACGAUCUUAUCGGAAAAUGGAUGCCACCUGCUUUCAUUGCCUGGAUGAUGGGCGCCGGCAAGCAAAGACUACCUCAGGCGAAGGCUGCUGUCAACAAGGAAGAAGACUUGCGCUCUAGUACAGGAUCUUUGACUUGGGACAAAGUCGAGCUGAGCGAUCAGGAGGCGUGA
Molecule: messenger RNA, 1053 nt
Organism: Zymoseptoria tritici IPO323
Lineage: Eukaryota; Fungi; Ascomycota; Dothideomycetes; Mycosphaerellales; Mycosphaerellaceae
Exons: 2
Coding region: 1-1053 (350 amino acids)
Source: RefSeq, a predicted model, not a curated record